Messenger RNA from Lactuca saligna, 1901 nucleotides. The record is from the annotation of a GenBank genome assembly. Lineage: Eukaryota; Viridiplantae; Streptophyta; Magnoliopsida; Asterales; Asteraceae.
AACAACUUUGCCCGAUUUUUUCAUCCUUUACUCCCUAAAAGACUUUUUGAAAACUUUUGUGCAUUCUAAAGCAUUACAAAGGGUCGAGAAUUCUAUCCAAAUGGAUAAUAUACCAACGUGGCAGCUCCACAUUGGUCGAUGCUAAACCUGCAAAUUGCAGCAACCAAUUACUGUAGUCCAGUACCUGGAAAACCAGAACCCUUUUUACGUUCAUCAACUACAUUAAUAUUUCCAAUUUCGAAUUGGCGGUCUGGAUAAGAGCAGGAAAUCAGUGGCAGAGAGAAGUCGGAAGCCAUGUCUACAUGCAACAUGAACAUGGCAUCAGCAGCAGCUGCUGGUUUUCUACCUGUUUCCGCUUCAAACACAACUGCAUCUUCAUCAAGAACAAGUGUCUCAUUCUUGAACUUCAAUAACCGCGGUUUGAGAAGGCACUUGGUAAUUGUAAGGGCAUCCGAAGAAGAGCCAGCGGCACCUGCAGCAGCAGCCACCACUACCACCGAUGCGCCGGCUGAAGGUGCUACAACCGAGGUCAAGGCCGCUAAGCCACCACCGAUUGGUCCCAAGAGGGGUUCUAAGGUGAGGAUUCUACGAAAGGAAUCAUAUUGGUAUAAAGGUGUUGGAUCAGUCGUAACUGUUGAUCAGGAUCCAAAGUCACGUUACCCUGUGGUGGUCCGAUUCAACAAAGUGAAUUAUGCAAACGUGUCCACCAAUAACUACGCAUUGGAUGAGAUUGAAGAAGUUGUGGACUAGGUGGCUUUUAAUGUUUUCUGAUGUUGCAUGCCUGCACAUAUAUAGGGCUCCAGAUGACAUCCUUCAUAGCCUUAUAUGUGCUCAAUAAACGUCUUAUGAAUAAUAGAUACAUAUCGAAUUAUUGGUGGUUGUUUACAUUGAGGAAAGAACAUUAAUAUAUACCAAUAGAAUAAUGUAAUACUUUAUAGAAGUGAAAAACAUGAAAUUUUGUUUAAAAACCAUUAAAACUAUUUCGUUUUCCUGCUAUUAAUCUCUAACAUAAACUUGUUGUGUUGGUUAAAAGUUGAAAGAGGUAUACAACAGCGUAUUGGUCUUCAAUCCAUAGCACCUCUAGGAAUUCUUCAGUUCUAGUAUAUGGUACAUAAUUUUAAACGAGAAUAUUCUUUCACCUAGAAAAUAUAAGUCAUAUCAAUUUUAUUAAUGGUUUAACUAAUUUUUUUUUGUUGUCACCAUGUUCUUGCCAAUCUCGCGCGUUGGACUAAUUAAGUACGCUAUGUUAUCUCUUCAAUCCUGGUGUAAUUUUUUUUGUCAAUUGAAGGUUUGUUACGUACUAUUUCCUGGAUUUGGUUGUCAUAUACUACAACUGAUAUAUUAAAGGAGCACAAAGUUCUGUGUUCUUAGUAAAACUCUUUGUUGUUGUUGCAAUAAUGAUGUACUGCAUCUAAAUUUUUGUCUAAUUCUUUUACGAUUAAUGUAGUCAGUUUGUGGAGUCUCAACAAUUCCUCUGAAAUAAAAUUUAGUAUUAGUUAGGGUUGAUAUCAACAACAUAACAUUGUAUAUAAUUCUCAAGGUUCACAUUUCAACAUAGCGCGUUUAACAUACUCUUAUGAACAAUGUAAAUUGUGUGUUCUUUUUUGGAUCUUAUCAACUUGCGCCUGGAUCAAAUCUCUAAUUUUGAGUUCUAAUUUGAACCAAUUAGUCAUCCCUUCAUUUACAUAAUAUGUCAUUUGACUUACUUUUAAGUCGUUUAUUUAACAAAACUCAAUAUUGACUCGAAGCUAAAACUUCUCGUAUAUCUAACUAUCGUGUUUUGUGAAAUUAAAGAAGUGUCGAAUUUAUAUUUCAUGCCCCUAGAUUUCAAAAAUGCCUUUUUUUUGAACUCAUAUGCAUGGGGGCUUACAGGGGGGAAAGUGAGCAGCUGCACACGGCCG